AUGGCAGCACGACCUCUACUGCUUGGUCUAGCUUCAGCAGCCCGGUCCGGGGCCCUCAGUCUCCCGAUUCGGGCUGCACCCAAACGGGCCUUUCAGCUGUCUACAGCAAAACUCCGGCCCACGGCUGCGACUUCGAGCCCUUCAGGAUCGACCCCUUUGAACAGCCAGACGCCACCUCCAGGCACUGUCCCCCCACAAGCCGAAGUGUUUGCAGACAACACUCACGCUGCAUUCCUGGGUGAAGCUGACAGCAAUGAAGGGCACGAUGCCGUUCGAGAGGCUCACGGGGCACCUCCACCGCCCCUCGAAGCCGACAAUUCGGCUUUCUUGGGUGAAGCAGACUCAGAUGAUCACUUCGAGGUCCGCAAGACUAUAGAAGGAGACAACACCCCGCCCCUGGAAGCAAACAACGCCGCCUUCCUGGGGGAGGCCGACAGCGAUGACGGCUUUGAGGCACGAAGAGCGGCCGAAGGAGACAAGCGAGAAAGUCUGGAUGCGAAGAACGCCGCAUUCCUUGGUGAAGCUGAUAGUGAUGAUGCACAUGAAGCUGAUUUUGAUAUAAACCCUGACAAGCAUCGUCACAAGAUCGAGGAUACCAGCGUCAGCGGGUUGCAUGGGCAACAGGGAGAACAGGAUCAGUGA
Fonsecaea multimorphosa CBS 102226 is the source of this 642-nucleotide messenger RNA. RefSeq lists its product as uncharacterized. Bases 1 to 642 code for a protein of 213 amino acids. NCBI's taxonomy places the organism in Eukaryota, Fungi, Ascomycota, Eurotiomycetes, Chaetothyriales, Herpotrichiellaceae. The transcript has a single exon. The record is from RefSeq and is a predicted model, not a curated record.